AAUAUUUUUUCCUUCCUCGAUCUGUCACGUUUUUCCAGCACAUUCCCGUUGCCGAUGUAUUUACAAGAAUUGCAGCCGAUAUUUCUGAUGUAAUACCGUGUUAUUGUGGUUGAGAGACAAAGUUGUUUCGCUCGAGAAAGUACGAUUAGUCCACCAAAUAUGCUGCAGAUACUUCGAAACCCGUCUCAAGCUUACUUCAAACAAAUAGCACGUUUCGUUCGACCGGCUUCGUGCAUGGUCGGCACGAUCGAAUACAGAACAUACAGUUCCUCGGUGCUUACUUCUCGCGCCUCUUUGGUGCGAUACGGCACCGAUGGGCUUAAGAUUUCGACACCUCAAAGCUGGAUUGUGGGGUCUAGAAAUUUCUGCAGCAAAAAUGAUCCCAGCUCCGAUGAUCCCGUCGAGCCUCCAGCAGAAUCCGUGAACUACACGAAUCAGCUUCCCGCGACUGUCGCAAUACCUGAAGUUUGGCCACACCUGCCCGUAAUAGCGACGAAACGAAAUCCCGUUUUUCCACGGUUCAUGAAAAUCCUUGAGGUUACCAAUCCUAUGUUGAUAGAUCUCAUUCGAAGGAAGGUGAAAUUGAACCAACCGUACGUUGGUAUUUUUCUGAAAAGAGACGAUGAUAACCCUAACGAAGUAAUGGAAACACCGAAAGAGGUUUAUGACAUAGGAACGUUCGCUCAAAUCCAGGAGAUGCAAGAUCUCGGGGACCGCUUGCGGCUGGUAGUAACGGCACAUCGACGCAUAAAAAUUGUAGGCCAACUGUACGAGGACCUUGAUGCACCCACUGGCGGCAAGGAAAUGACCAUAAAAUAUCCGUACUUUAACACGCAAAUCGGCGUCUCGGUAGACGAACCGGAUGCGGAAAAGCGUCGCCGAAAGCACAAACUUCGAACGAAGCAAAUGCGCAAUACCAACAACGAUCACACGACGGAAGGGGUUCCGCUGGAAGAAGCUCCCAAGCGACGGUUGCUGAAGGAUGGUGAGCAGCAGCCGCUGCUGAUGGUGGAGGUGGAAAACGUAAAGCAUGAGAGCUUCAAAAACACGGAAGAAGUGAAGGCACUUACGCAGGAAGUGAUAAAAACCAUACGGGAUAUCAUAACCAUGAAUCCAUUAUACCGCGAAAGUCUUCAGCAGAUGCUGCAUCAAAACCAGCGAGUCGUGGACAACCCGGUAUAUCUGUGUGAUUUAGGUGCAUCUUUAUCAGCCGCCGAACCAGCCGAGUUGCAGGAAAUAUUGGAAGAGAUGGAUAUACCAAAGCGUUUGAUGCUGUCCUUGUCGCUGUUGAAAAAAGAAUUAGAACUUUCCAAGCUGCAGGCAAAGAUUGGCCGCGAAGUAGAGGAAAAGGUGAAACAACAGCAUCGUAAGUACAUACUGCAGGAGCAGCUGAAAGUAAUCAAGAAGGAGCUUGGAAUCGAGAAGGAUGAUAAGGACGCGAUUGGAGAAAAGUAUCGAGAACGCAUUAAGGAAAAGGUGGUCCCGAAAGCUGUGGCGGACGUAAUUGAGGAAGAGCUUACCAAGCUAAAUUUCUUGGAGAGUCACAGCUCGGAGUUUAACGUGACGCGGAACUAUUUGGACUGGUUAACCACGCUUCCGUGGGGUGUGAUGAGCGAAGAAAAUCUGGACAUUGAUCAGGCGAGCAAAAUAUUGGACGAAGACCAUUACGGUAUGGAUGACAUCAAGAAGCGCAUUUUGGAGUUUAUAGCCGUUAGCCAGCUGAAGGGCACAACUCAGGGCAAAAUUCUUUGUUUCCACGGACCGCCCGGCGUGGGUAAGACCAGCAUUGCACGGUCGAUCGCGAAAGCGCUCAACAGAGAGUACUUCCGGUUCAGUGUGGGUGGCAUGACGGAUGUGGCAGAAAUCAAAGGUCAUCGGCGAACGUACGUUGGGGCGAUGCCGGGCAAGUUGAUACAGUGUCUGAAGAAGACCAAGACUGAAAAUCCACUUGUUUUGAUCGAUGAGGUUGAUAAGAUUGGAAGAGGUUAUCAAGGCGAUCCGAGUUCGGCACUGUUGGAGUUGCUUGAUCCAGAGCAGAACGUAAAUUUCCUGGACCAUUAUCUGGAUGUUCCAGUGGAUCUUUCCAAGGUUUUAUUCAUCUGCACGGCGAAUGUGAUCGAUACCAUCCCCGAACCGUUGCGCGAUCGUAUGGAAAUGAUUGACAUGUCGGGCUAUGUGGCGGAAGAGAAAAUGGCCAUUGCCAAACAGUACCUCAUUCCUCAAGCCAAACGUGACAGUGGCGUGGAGGACAAACACAUCACGAUUACGGACGAUGCAUUGAAUGCGCUAAUCAAGAGCUACUGUCGCGAGUCGGGUGUACGUAAUUUACAGAAACAGAUCGAAAAGAUUGUUCGAAAAGUGGCAUUCAAGGUGGUGCGAAAGGAGGCCGACUUUACGGAGGUAUCGAGUGGGAAUCUCAGCGAUUUGUUGGGCAAACCUAUUUUUACCCACGAUCGCAUGUACGACACGACUCCACCUGGUGUGGUGAUGGGCCUGGCGUGGACGGCAAUGGGUGGUUCUGCCUUAUACAUCGAAACGGCCAAGCGCAAAUUGCUGGAAGCAUCGGACGCUGGUGAUGCAAAACACAGCCCGGGUGAUGGAUCGCUGGAGCUGACUGGGCAUUUGGGUGAUGUGAUGAAGGAAUCGGCUCGCAUUUCGCUCACCGUGGCAAGGAACUUUAUCAAACAGACGGAUGCCAAUAAUAACUUUCUGGAGUCCAGUCAUAUACACCUGCACGUUCCGGAAGGUGCGACACCGAAGGAUGGACCUAGCGCGGGUGUGACGAUCGUGACCGCUUUGCUUUCGCUGGCCAAGAGUCAACCGAUCCGGCAGAAUGUGGCAAUGACUGGGGAAGUCUCACUGAUGGGCAAAGUGUUACCCGUGGGAGGAAUCAAAGAGAAAACGAUAGCAGCCAAACGGAGCGGGGUAAACUGCAUCAUUUUGCCGGAGGAGAACAAGAAAGACUUUACCGACCUGCCCAAGUUCAUAACGGAAGGGUUGGAAGUACAUUUUGCCAGCACCUACGCCGACGUUUACCGUAUUGUGUUCCCGGAGGUUUAGACUUAAUCCGUCGUUGUUAAAGUGUUACCGAUAGGCAGUAGAAUUUAUUGAUCGCGCGAGCUUGAAGCCUGAAUGAACUAUUACAUCAACCAAAAACACAAAA
Messenger RNA from Anopheles stephensi (Asian malaria mosquito), 3163 nucleotides. It is a transcript of the gene Lon, whose product is annotated as lon protease homolog, mitochondrial. Gene Ontology annotation, molecular function: ATP hydrolysis activity; ATP-dependent peptidase activity; single-stranded DNA binding. Bases 160 to 3060 code for a protein of 966 amino acids. NCBI's taxonomy places the organism in Eukaryota, Metazoa, Arthropoda, Insecta, Diptera, Culicidae. Gene Ontology annotation, biological process: mitochondrion organization; protein quality control for misfolded or incompletely synthesized proteins; protein catabolic process. The record is from RefSeq and is a predicted model, not a curated record. Gene Ontology annotation, cellular component: mitochondrial matrix. The transcript is spliced from 8 exons.